CGCUCUGAGGCCGGGGGAUGCGCCGCCGCCGCCGCGACCAUGGGCGCCGCCGCCUCCCGGAGGAGGGCGCUGAGGAGCGAGGCCAUGUCCUCGGUGGCGGCCAAAGUGCGAGCAGCCCGAGCGUUUGGCGAGUACCUGUCCCAGAGUCACCCUGAGAGUCGGAACGGUGCAGACCACCUGCUGGCUGAUGCCUACUCCGGCCACGACGGUUCCCCCGAGAUGCAGCCCGCCCCCCAGAACAAGCGUCGCCUCUCCCUCGUCUCCAAUGGCCGCUACGAGGGCAGCCUCUCAGAGGAGGCUGUCGGUGGGAAGCCGGCCGGUGAGGGCCCCCAGCCCCGCGUGUAUACCAUCUCCGGGGAGCCGGCCCUGCUGCCCAGCCCGGAGGCCGAGGCCAUUGAGCUGGCCGUGGUAAAGGGGCGGCGGCAGCGGGAACGGCACCCCCACCACCACAGCCAGCCCCUGCGUGCCAGCCCCGGGGGCAGCCGCGAGGACGUCAACAGGCCCUGCCAGAGCUGGGCAGGCAGCCGCCAGGGCUCCAAGGAAUGUCCCGGAUGCGCCCAGCUGGCCCCUGGUCCCAGCCCCUCCCCUCGGGCCUUUGGGCUGGACCAGCCACCCCUGCCUGAGGCCACCAGCCGCCGCAAGAAGCUGGAGAGGAUGUACAGUGUCGAUCGUGUGUCUGAUGACACCCCCAUCCGUACGUGGUUCCCCAAGGAAAACCUCUUCAGCUUCCAGACCGCAACCACAACUAUGCAAGCCAUCUCGGUGUUCAGGGGCUGCGCGGAGAGGAAGCGCCGGAAACGGGAGAAUGAUUCCGCGUCUGUAAUCCAGAGGAACUUCCGGAAACACCUACGCAUGGUCGGCAGCCGGAGGGUGAAGGCCCAGACGUUCGCCGAGCGGCGCGAGCGGAGCUUCAGCCGGUCCUGGAGCGACCCCACCCCCAUGAAAGCCGACACUUCCCACGACUCCCGAGACAGUAGUGACCUGCAGAGCUCCCACUGCACCCUGGGUGAGGGCUUCGAGGAUCUGGACUGGGAGACCGAGAAGGGCCUGGAGGCAGUGGCCUGUGACACCGCGGGCUUUGUGCCCCCCAAGGUCAUGCUCAUCUCCUCCAAGGUCCCCAAAGCCGAGUUCAUCCCGACUAUCAUCCGCAGGGACGACCCGUCCAUCAUCCCCAUCCUCUACGACCACGAGCACGCAACGUUUGAGGACAUUCUGGAGGAAAUAGAGAAGAAGCUGAACAUCUACCACAAAGGGGCCAAGAUCUGGAAGAUGCUGAUUUUCUGCCAGGGCGGCCCAGGACACCUGUACCUGCUCAAGAACAAGGUGGCUACUUUCGCCAAAGUGGAGAAGGAGGAGGACAUGAUCCACUUCUGGAAGCGCCUGAGCCGCCUGAUGAGCAAAGUGAACCCGGAGCCAAACGUCAUCCACAUCAUGGGUUGCUACAUUCUGGGGAACCCCAACGGGGAGAAGCUGUUCCAGAACCUCAGGACCCUCAUGACCCCUUACAAGGUCACCUUCGAGUCCCCACUGGAGCUGUCGGCCCAAGGGAAGCAGAUGAUCGAGACCUACUUUGACUUCCGGCUGUACCGACUGUGGAAAAGCCGUCAGCACUCGAAGCUGCUGGACUUUGAGGAUGUUCUCUGAGGGCCGGGACCCCCACCCGGCUGCUUCCACGGACCAGUGGCUGGGGCUGGGCCACUUGUGUGUGCCCCAGGACCGCGUGGGUCCCCACUUCAGGGCACCCCCAGAUGUCGCUCAGGUUCCCUCCUGGGGGUCUGGCCCUCCCUGCACCACAGCCCACUGAGGUCAGAGCCCCUGUGGCCCGGGACCAGCCUCGCCCCCGUGGCCAGGGCUUGCUUGGCGGCCGGGCGCCGAUGGGGCCUCGGCCCUGCCCCGAGGCGCCUCCUCUCCUCGGGUCCGUAGACAUAAGUGCAAUUUUCACAACCCCGGAACAGUCCGGAGGGAAGCAGCGUGACGAGUUGAGUAGCUGAAUGCUGUGUUACCAGUUACGGUGUAGACAACCCAGCCCCGUGUGUGUCCAGGACCUCGUCGGCUCCCCGCUCCUCUGCCCUGCCCUAUUUGAUCACCAGCACCAGGGCGGCCCGUCGGGGGAGCCGUGUCGCCCGGCUGCCCGGCCUGGCCCCGGCCGUGGCCGAGUCCCUGAUGGUGUGUGCUUUGUACCCUCUCGCCGCCCCUGCUUCCUCUGACCUCAGCCGCGCCGGCCCAGCAGGGGUGCCUGGGCAGCAGGGGAGGGGCGCGCCUUCCCUUGUCCCCGAGGAGGCUCUGGGUUGAGCUGGGCCUCCCCAGCUCCCCGUCCUCCUGCACCCGCCGGGCCCCCUGAUGCUGUGGUGCGGCUCAGCUUUUGCCAGCCUGGGUCGUAGCCCUCUCUCAGUGCAAAGGUUCAGCAGGGGCGGGCCGGGGCUGGGCCCCGGUGGGUGGGGACCCCGCGGCAGCGCUGAGCCACGGCGGAUUUGGGGCAUGUGGCCUAGCUGGGGCCCAGCAGGGCCGGCUCUUGUAUGUUGCUGGGGCUCGGGGGCAGGCCCCCCUCUGCAGAGCCUGGGUGUGAGGACACCUGGCUGUGCCCUCAGCUAUGGGAGGAGCAGGGGCAUGUGCUGGGCUCCGAAGGAUGUACGAUACCCCUUAGAGUGACCAUUAAACCCGACCCUCUGCUGCGGC
This is a messenger RNA of Neogale vison (American mink), 2676 nucleotides long. RefSeq names its product NMDA receptor synaptonuclear signaling and neuronal migration factor (gene NSMF). The transcript has 16 exons. Lineage: Eukaryota; Metazoa; Chordata; Mammalia; Carnivora; Mustelidae. Gene Ontology annotation, biological process: positive regulation of neuron migration; regulation of neuronal synaptic plasticity. The record is from RefSeq and is a predicted model, not a curated record. Gene Ontology annotation, molecular function: protein binding. Gene Ontology annotation, cellular component: nucleus; cytoplasm. Bases 40 to 1644 code for a protein of 534 amino acids.